Messenger RNA from Williopsis jadinii, 906 nucleotides. RefSeq names its product SDR family oxidoreductase. Bases 1 to 906 code for a protein of 301 amino acids. The record is from RefSeq and is a predicted model, not a curated record. NCBI's taxonomy places the organism in Eukaryota, Fungi, Ascomycota, Saccharomycetes, Phaffomycetales, Wickerhamomycetaceae. The transcript has a single exon.
AUGAAGGUCUUCGUAACAGGUGGAAGUGGCUUCAUCGGAACCAUAGUGGUGAAGGAUUUGAUCUCCAAUGGCCACGAGGUUGUCGCAUUGGCUCGCUCAGAGAGCUCGAAGAAGAAGUUGGAAGCGCUCGGUGUCGGGGAGGUCGCCGUGGGCGACCUCCAGGACCUGGACGUGCUGGCCAAGUACGCCAGAGAAAGCGACGGUGUUGUUCAUUUGGCAUUCGAAUCCACCAUGGAGAAGUUCUUCCAGUCAAUUGAAGAUGACCUUGCCGCAACAAUGGCCAUGGUACAGGCAUUGGAGGGAAGUGGGAAGCCAUUCAUCAGUACCUCUGGUGGGCUGACAGGUGCGACUGCUCUCGGCUCUGAAUGGCCUGAUGAGGACUCUCCAAUUGUUGUCCACGAUACCCCAUUCGGAUUGCGUACUCGUAACGAGGUUGAAGCAAUGAAGUACACGAAGAAGGGUGUUAAGGUUAUGACCGUUAUAUUGGCUCCAAUUGUUCAUGAUGUCGGUGAUACGCAUGCUUUUGUGCCAAUUCUUGCUGGCAUGUCGAAGCAACUGGGAAGCGUCAACUAUAUAGACCAAGGUGAAAACUUGUGGACUGCAGUGCACCGUCUUGAUGCUGCUCCGUUGUACCGUUUGGCCUUGGAGAAGGGCAAGGCUGGGCAGAGAUUCAACGCUAUUGGCGAGGUGAUCAAGUUCAAGGCCAUCGCAGAGACCGUUGCUGCGAAGCUGGACUUGCCUACUCGAAGUGUUUCCCUCGAGGCUGCUCUUGAGAUCAGUCCAAUGGGCUUCAUCUUUGGCCUGAACGCUCCUGCUCAUAACGAGCUCACGAAGAAGAGACUGGGAUGGGAGCCAAAGCAUAUCAAGGUCAUUGAAGACAUUGAAAAGAACUACUCUUUUGACUGA